AUGGAUGUCCUUGAGCCGAGGACGAGCAUUAUCGACUGGGACGAGAGCGAUGUCAACGCAUUCUUCACCAAGCUGGGAUAUCCUCAGUACGAGAUCCAAAUCAGAGAACACAACAUUUCUGGUGAUGUGCUCUGUCUACUGGACGCAGAGGGUCUGAAGGAGAUAGGUGUAGCGACAAUUGGCCAGCGUUUAGCCAUCUUGAAGGGCGUGUAUAACAUCAAGCUUGCCCAAAACAUCCCCAUUGAGUCCGACCACUACGUGCCACCUUCCGAGGUAGAUGAACGGCAAGAAUAUAUGAAUGUCGACCGACUAUAUGACCUUCUUAGGGACCAAAGCGAAAGGUUACAUAUGGUAGAGGAAGAUAACCGCCGUCUGACAGAAAGCUUGCACUCAUGUCUUGAAGAUAUACAUAGUUUGCGAUCGGCCACCCACUCCGCAAUCGAGACAGACAGCCCUGUGCAGCGGUCGCACUCGUUCAAAUGGGCGUCGUUGGGGAAGGCAAUUCGUUCGCCAACCAAGCCUGCGCCAGAGGUCGAGUCGCCCCAAUCUUCUCCGCAGCGCCUUGAGCAUGACUUCAGUUCUCGCAAUCCCCCACCGGAGCGGUCACGACCACCACAGCCGUCGACCAUGCAUGACACACCAUACUCACAGGCCCCCACUGGCAACUCCGGAAACCCUCCGCAGCCUAAGCCGGUGCGGCAGGAGAGCUCGGACAACCUGAAGAGCUUCAAGGUCAGUCUGGACGACCCUGCGUGGAAAGUGCUGCCUGCUGCGCUCAAGAAGUACAAAAUCAACAACGACGACUGGCAAAAUUACGCCAUGUUCAUCUGCUAUGGGUCCGCUGGGAAUCGUAUUGAGCGGUGUCUGAGCUACGACGAGAAGCCAUUGCUGCUGUUUCAGAAGCUGAAGGACGCGAAGAAGAAUCCGGUCUUUAUGCUCAAGCACAUCAAGGACAUUCGCUCUCCCAUUGCAGUCGCGCAGCAGAAGCAAGCCGCUCGUAAGGCGUCGUCAGAAACAUCAUCCGCGAAGUCGCCUCCGCUCUCCAGCGCGUCACUGCAGAUGCAGGCACAAGGACAGGGGCAGACGCAGGAACAAGGACAGGGGCAGACGCAGGACAGCGCAAGCCGCCCGCCGAAGCUGCAGGUCAUCAGCCAUCUAGGACACACCGCACCACCCCUCAUGACUGGUGUACCAAACGCACAAUCGGGCUGGCCGGAACUUAUGUCGCCCGCAGUGGAAUCUAAGGAGCGUACGGAGGAGCUUGGCCCGGACAGCGGGAAGAUGCAGAGCGCGAACCCGGGGAACGGCGCUGGAGACGGUGUGGACAUGGUUGGGCCUUCAAUAGUCAGGGAAAUUCCGCCGUCGACGGGCGUAUCGUACGCAGUGGCUAUCUAUCCGUACAUGGCGGAACAAGAGGACGAAUUCGACGUAGUUGUUGGGGAUACUUUCAUCAUCCUGUCGAGAGCCCGCGGAUGGUGGGUUGUGCAGCAGGACCCCGCAGGUUCCGGGCUGGUCGAACCUGAUACAAGCAAGCAAGGUUGGGUACCCGCAGGAUGUCUCCUGGAGACGAGCGUGCCAGUCGCGAUAGCUAUUGCGGAAGCGACGGCGCGUUCGUCUUCAGCAGGUUCUCCACCGCCGUCACCAGCAGGGAAGACGCCGAUUUUGCCGCUGAGUAUCCUGUCAACGAGCUUCCCCGGUAUUGCCCUUAUGGAUUACAAGAAGAAGGGAGAAGAGGAGCUUGACCUGGCGAAGGACGAUAGUUUACGGGUCUUCAAGCGGUACAACCAUUGGUCAUAUGCCGUGAAAGAAGAGAGCGGUGACCGGGGGUGGGUACCUUCCUGGUUUAUCGGCAAGGUCCCGACACCACCAGGCGCACCUCAAACACCGAGCACCAGUGGUGCCCCCAACGCACUAUCCGCCUCUCUCAUGGAGGGUGAUUCGCGCUACGCAAACGAUAGCCAGCAGGCGCAGGUCUCGCCCAUGUCAUCCGCCUUCCCUCCAAUGCAAACGCAAACCCGCACGACAGCAGUCAUCUGA
Molecule: messenger RNA, 2037 nt
Organism: Sparassis crispa
Lineage: Eukaryota; Fungi; Basidiomycota; Agaricomycetes; Polyporales; Sparassidaceae
Exons: 9
Coding region: 1-2037 (678 amino acids)
Biological process (GO): signal transduction
Molecular function (GO): protein binding
Source: RefSeq, a predicted model, not a curated record